This is a messenger RNA of Aureobasidium namibiae CBS 147.97, 2415 nucleotides long. RefSeq names its product OPT superfamily oligopeptide transporter. The transcript is spliced from 11 exons. Bases 1 to 2415 code for a protein of 804 amino acids. Lineage: Eukaryota; Fungi; Ascomycota; Dothideomycetes; Dothideales; Saccotheciaceae. Gene Ontology annotation, biological process: transmembrane transport. The record is from RefSeq and is a predicted model, not a curated record. Gene Ontology annotation, molecular function: oligopeptide transmembrane transporter activity.
AUGGCGUCUGGCAUUGAGCUCCAACCUACAUCCAGUAAAUCGAAAGCACCCCUCUCUUCAGGCUUGGAGAUCCUGGAACCAGACUCUAAGACUGGCGCUGCUAGUGGAAGCAUCAAAGAGGUCCCCGCAUACCACGACAGCGAUGAUUAUAGCCUGCAUGAAGGCACCACUGGGGAUUAUGUGGCUAGAGAGCACAAGAUUGUCGAGACUGCAGAAGAUAUUGUCAAUCAGGUUCUCACUGUCGAGGAUGACCCCACGCUCAAUCCGUGGACUUUCCGCAUGUUCUUCCUAGGAUUCGGGCUGUCUAUCUUCGCAUCCGUGCUCCAGGAAAUCUUCUAUUUCAAGCCACAGACAAUUUAUGUCUCCAGUGUGUUCUUGUGCGUUAUUGCAUACGUGCUUGGUGAAGCCAUGGCGAAAGUCCUUCCUUCCAAGGGUGUGAUCGGAAGCUAUCUCAAUCCUCAUCCAUUCAACAUGAAAGAACAUGCUGCCAUCACGCUUAUGGCUUCUGCCGCAGGUCAAUCCGCCCUGGCGACAGAAGUCCUGGCUGCACAAGAGCUUUGGUAUGGCGGAUACCCUAGCAAAGUUCUUGGUGUAUUCAUUACUCUGUCCAGUCAAUUGAUCGGCUACGGAAUCGCUGGACUGCUCCGAGAAGUGCUGGUCUACCCGACCAAGAUGCUCUGGCCAGUCAAUCUACCAGUCACAACACUUCUGGAGAGUCUCCAUAAGGAUAAGAUCGCUGCUAAGCAGAGGAUCAAGAUCUUCUACAUCAUUUUCAUCGUCGUCUUCAUCUGGGAGGUGUUCCCAGAGUACCUUUUCCCGGUUCUUGAAGGUGUUUCGAUAUUUUGCUUGGCAGAUCAGAAGAAUUUGGUCUUCACGAAUCUCUUUGGCGGAGCGAGUGGUAACGAAGGACUUGGUAUACUCAGCUUCUGCUUUGAUUGGCAAUACGUCGCGUCUCUUGGUAGUCCUCUUUGGCUACCGCUUGAGACUUUGACCAACAACCUCAUCGGCUACAUUGGCUGUGUGAUCUUGUUCAUGGGUCUCUACUACGGCAACCUCUGGCGCGCACAGGACUUCCCCUUCUUGGCCCAAGUUCUGUUCACGGGUAACAGUAAUGGCACAUACUAUGAGCAGUACAACCAGACACUCAUCUUGAACUCGAAAAUGGAGAUUGAUCAAACUUUGCUGGAUGCUGUGGGUCCGCCACACCUCACAGCAACAUAUAUUGGAUAUUUAAUUACAUCCAACGCUGGCUUUACCGCUACAUUCGUCCACAUGCUGCUCUGGAACUACGACGAGAUCAAAGCUGGCUGGGCUUGGGCUAAGCCAAGUAAUUUACGAAAGCUACUCAUGCUCAAGACGUACAAGUUCUGGCAGAACCAGGAAACGCCCGAAGCCAGACUCGCCCGAAAGGAAGCAGAUCCUAACCUUGAUCCUCACUACAAGCUGAUGCUUCGCAAUUUGUAUGAAGAGACCCCAAUCUGGUGGUGGGGUGCUGUUGUGGUCAUCGCGUGGGCUCUUGGACUGGGAUGUCUCUACGGCAUGGACUCGACACUACCUUGGUGGGGUUUCUUGAUGUCCACCAUACUCACUUUCAUCUGCGUCUUGUUCUUCGGCGCCCAAAUGGGAAUCACCGGCUUCCAGUUCAAUAUCCAACCUAUCUGCCAGAUGCUUGCUGGUUACAUGUUCAAGGGUCGCCCACUAGCUAAUAUGUAUUUCACAUGCUAUACAUACAACGCAUUACAGAUGGCUGAAGUACUGGCCAAAGAUCUCAAAACAGGACAGUAUAUGCAUCUAGCUCCUCGGGCUACAUUCUUCGUUCAGAUUGCUGGCUGUAUUCUCGGUGCUCUGUUCAAUUACAUCAUGAUGAUCUCGAUUGUCGAUAAUCAAGGUACCAUCCUUAAAUCGAUCCUGGGCAGCAACAUCUGGAGUGGCCAGAAUGUUCAACAAUUCAACACUCUCGCCAUUGCCUGGUCCAUGCCCGCCGAGCUCUUCUCCAUUGGCGGUAGAUACGAAUGGGUCACCAUUUCCUACCUCAUCGGCUUCAUCGUCCCGGUACCUUUCUGGCUGGCUUACCGCUACACCAAGCACCCAUUCUUCAAGUACAUGAACGUCUCGAUGAUAUUGUGGUACAUGGGCUGGCUAUUUGUUGGCAUCAACGCCAGCAUCACCAUGUUCUUCAUUGUCGGAUUCUUGUCGCAAUGGUUCGUGCGUCGCCGCUACCCUGAGCUGUUUGUCAAGUACAACUACAUUGUCAGUGCUGCACUUGACGGCGGCACUCAAGUUUUGGUAUUCAUCUUGACUUUUGCAGUCUUUGGUGGUAGUGGCAAGGCUAGACCUUUCCCUACUUGGGCUGGCAACCCGGAUACUGACACGCACAAUCUCGAUUAUUGUAUGCCCAACCCUGCUUCUGGAUGA